Messenger RNA from Acanthamoeba castellanii str. Neff, 1677 nucleotides. RefSeq names its product RAB5B protein, putative. The coding region runs from base 1 to 1677 and encodes 558 amino acids. Gene Ontology annotation, biological process: intracellular protein transport. Gene Ontology annotation, cellular component: endomembrane system. The record is from RefSeq and is a predicted model, not a curated record. Gene Ontology annotation, molecular function: GTP binding; GTPase activity. NCBI's taxonomy places the organism in Eukaryota, Discosea, Longamoebia, Acanthamoebidae. The transcript has 14 exons.
AUGGAGGGCACUGCACCGUCAUGCGCCAGGCCACCCCGCCGCUUCAAGGUGGUCCUGCUGGGCAAUCUGGGGGGGAAAGCUCUGAUUAUGUUUAGAGUGGGCAAGUCGUGUCUGGUGGAGCGGGCAGACAAGGGCUACGUGCGGCAUCAUGGCAACCCGACCAUCAACGCCUCGUUUCUAGUCAAGACGGUGACCCUUUCCUCUGGCGAGCGCGUCCAGCUGGAGAUAUGGGACACCGCGGGACAGGAAAAGUACAAAUCCCUCUCGAGGCUCUACUAUAGGGGCGCCCGGGGCUGCCUGCUGGUCUAUGACGUGUCCAAUCGCCAGUCCUUUGCCGAAUGUAAAAAGGAUCGUGAGACUGAAAGCUGUGUCUUGUGGCUCGUGCGACGGUGGGACAGUCUCGAGCAGUGGUUGGGAGACUUUAGGAGCGUGAUCGACCCUUCGUGCAUCCCGUUCAUCCGAGUUGUGGCUGCCAAGUGCGACCUGGCCGCCAACGCCCAACAGGUUUCCGUCACAGAAGCCGAAGCGUGGUGUGCUCAGAACCACUGGCGCACGAGCGCAAUGACAGGUGAAGGUGUCGACGCCCUGUUCAACAGGCUGGCGGAGGACCUCGCCUCUCAGCCAGAGCCGGAGACCUUUAGCCGGGUGUGCAUUGUCCCGUACUCCCACGAGAAAAACGCGUGUUGCUGCUCGAUCAUGGCGCCGCCACCACCGAACGUGGUCUCGCGCCUCUUCGCCAGCCUGCCCGAUCAGGGCGUUCCGCAGAGGCGCGGCAACGACGUAAUCGCGGGCUCAGUCCCCAUGAUGAGCAAGCAACGGGGAACAACUCGUCUGAGCAUCGACGGGGUGGAGCGCACGGUCGGCGUUGAUCUCAUUGCGGCGGCCAAAUCCUACCUUCGAUUCCUGGACAUGAUCGAGCAGCAGCACGCGGAUCUGCUGACCAAGGAUUCAGCUUCGCUGGCCUGCGCCUUCCCUCGAUACGCCAAGUUCCUGAGGCUGGCAGCCCUCUAUCCUGAUCGUCGGCUGUACGCGCCGCCGGACAUUGAGCUCCUGUGGAAGACCCACCUCAUUCGUCCAGCCCAGUACCGCCAGGAAAUGGAACUCCUGUUCGGACAUGUGGUGGACCACUCGGAGCUUAUUGACGAGCCAAUCGGCAGCGGUGGCGCGCCCGCCUCACUGUUGGCCGAGACCGAGCGCCUGUGGACACGCCACUACGGCGAAACCGGCCCCUACGCGACUGUCGGUCAGACUACCCAGACCGAUCCGGCCCAGCACGCUGACGGCGUGGCUGUGAGGCUGCCCUGUGGGCGAGAAGCUCCGUCGUGGCAGGCCGUGGUGGCGAAGAUAUCAGUACAGGCAAGCGACGUGGAGAAGGACGCGCGGUGGUUGCCCUCCCUCCGCGCCUUCGUUGCCAAGAACACGACGGAGGAGUUAUGCGAGGACGAGUGCGCGCUGCGUCAAUGGGUGGAAGGCUACGCCCGCUUCCUCGCCGAUUGCAAGCACGCGUUGGGGGAUCUCCAGCCACAGCAGGAUCACCACGAGGGACCCACCUACGAGAUCGACCUCGUGUGGCAUGCGCACAUGAUGCACCCGGUGGUGUACGGGCGCGACUGCCAGGUGUUGGGCAUCAACCUCAACCACUUGCCCUGGCCCACCAACAACAGGCCUUUGUUUUAG